Talaromyces stipitatus ATCC 10500 is the source of this 922-nucleotide messenger RNA. Its product is annotated as elongation factor 2 kinase, putative. The coding region runs from base 116 to 922 and encodes 268 amino acids. The record is from RefSeq and is a predicted model, not a curated record. Gene Ontology annotation, molecular function: protein serine/threonine kinase activity; ATP binding. Lineage: Eukaryota; Fungi; Ascomycota; Eurotiomycetes; Eurotiales; Trichocomaceae. Gene Ontology annotation, biological process: protein phosphorylation. The transcript is spliced from 2 exons.
UUAGCCAGGACCAAACAAGCUUGGGAUACCAUCAUACCGUUCCUCUCCACAUUCAGUCAUUUGUCCUUUCCAACGAUCAAUUUUGCGCUGUCUGAGCAUCUUCAUACCUUGCAAGAUGACUCGCGUGUGUGCCCGUUGUCAACAGGAGCUCCCCAAGUCGUCCUUCACAGCGUACCAAUACUCCUUGGGUCGUGGCGUCUCGUGUUGCGUGUCUUGUGAUAAUGGUUAUCAUUCUGUCACCCUGUACGCAGGGAGGUCUUACAGCGGGAGAUAUAAUGAAUCUGGAUAUGCCACCGUUGACAUCCGCGCGCUGAGGAAUCCUUUUGCUCAGGGCACUUUUCGAUGGGUGGCCAUGGGGGAAUACAUUUCAGGUCCUCGCGAAGGUCGCGCUCUCUCGGAAGACUAUUUUACUCUCGAUAUCAAAGCAGUCGACAAAGCCUUAGAGAUAAUCGAUCAGUUCAAUCGGUUGAGAUUCAUGGACAAAGUCAUCAAAGUCAACAUACCCCAAGUGUGGGAAUUCGCAUAUGGACUGGAGGAAUUUACUGGACAGUUAUUUCUUUGCGAGCCUUUUAUCGACAACUAUCAAAAAUUUAACAGCAAUAGUGGAUGGAAGGACGAUAGUACGUCUUGGGCACGAGCGAUGCAGGCUCUUAGUCAUUUCAGCUACCACCUCUCUGGUGGGAAUCAUGUUCUCUGUGAUCUUCAAGGAGGUAUUCGUGGAGAUGAAGUUAUCCUCACGGACCCUGCUAUCUUAUCUCGGAACGGUGAAUAUGGUAUUACCGAUACUGGUCCUGAAGGUAUGGUGUCGUUCUUCAGCACGCAUGUCUGCAACGAAUUCUGUCGUCCACACUGGAUUAGACCGAAUGCUCCCAAACAACAUUUCUCUCCGGUACCUGGUACCAUGAUGAUUCCACGUCGAUAA